Messenger RNA from Tupaia belangeri chinensis (Chinese tree shrew), 1912 nucleotides. It is a transcript of the gene PKDCC, whose product is annotated as protein kinase domain containing, cytoplasmic. Gene Ontology annotation, biological process: skeletal system development; peptidyl-tyrosine phosphorylation. Gene Ontology annotation, cellular component: extracellular region. The transcript is spliced from 7 exons. The record is from RefSeq and is a predicted model, not a curated record. The annotation marks the transcript as partial. Lineage: Eukaryota; Metazoa; Chordata; Mammalia; Scandentia; Tupaiidae. Gene Ontology annotation, molecular function: non-membrane spanning protein tyrosine kinase activity; ATP binding.
UGGCCCCCGGCUCCCGGCCCGGGCUCCCCUGUCCCGGGCCCGCGCCUGGGCUGCGCCGCGCUCCGCAACGUGUCCGGCGCGCAGUACGUGGGCUCGGGCUACACCAAGGCCGUGUACCGAGUCCGCCUGCCCGGCGGCGCCGCCGUGGCGCUCAAGGCUGUAGACUUCAGCGGCCACGAUCUGGGCAGCUGCGUGCGCGAGUUCGGGGCACGGAGGGGCUGCUAUCGGCUGGCGGCCCACAAACUGCUCAAGGAGAUGGUGCUGCUGGAGAGGCUUCGGCACCCCAACGUGCUGCAGCUCUAUGGCUACUGCUACCAGGACAGCGAGGACAUUCCGGACACCCUGACCACCAUCACGGAGCUGGGCGCCCCUGUGGAGAUGAUCCAGCUGCUCCAGACCUCCUGGGAGGAUCGGUUCCGAAUCUGCCUGAGCCUGGGCCGCCUCCUCCACCACCUGGCCCACUCCCCACUGGGCUCUGUCACGCUGCUGGACUUCCGCCCGCGACAGUUCGUGUUGGUGGACGGGGAGCUGAAAGUGACGGACCUAGACGAUGCACGCGUGGAGGAGUCUCCAUGCACAAGCAGUGCCGACUGCAUACUCGAGUUCCCAGCCAGGAACUUCACCCUGCUCUGCUCGGCCCAGGGCUGGUGCGAGGGCAUGAACGAGAAACGCAACCUCUACAAUGCCUACAGGUUUUUCUUCACAUACCUCCUGCCCCACAGUGCCCCACCCUCACUGCGCCCUCUGCUGGAUAGCAUCGUCAAUGCCACAGGGGAGCUUGCCUGGGGGGUGGACGAGACCCUGGCCCAGCUGGAGAAGGUACUGCACCUGUACCGGAGUGGUCAAUACCUGCAGAACUCUACGACAAGCGGCAGUGCUGAGUACCAGCGCCUCCCAGACAGCACCAUCGCCCAGGACGACUACCGCUGCUGGCCUUCCUACCACCACGGUGGCUGCCUCCUCUCAGUGUUCAACCUAGCUGAAGCCGUGGACGUCUGUGAGAGCCAUGCCCAGUGCCGGGCCUUUGUGGUCACCAACCAGACCACCUGGACAGGUCGGCAGCUGGUCUUUUUCAAGACCGGAUGGAGCCAAGUGGUCCCUGAUCCCAACAAGACCACAUAUGUGAGGGCUUCCAGCUGACCUACCUGAGGGCUCAGCUGCCCCUCCUUGCCUGCCGGGCUUCCCUGCAGAGGGAGCACUACAUGUCACCCGGAACCCCUGCAGACAAGACUGACAUCCCAGACAGACCGAUGUGACCAGGACAAACGUGCAAUAAUGCGAAAUGUUAAAAUGUGAGUUUACCAGCCUAGGUGUGGACUGCUAGCUCCCAGGCCAGGAAUCAUGGGGGCUGCCUCUCUGUGGGCUGUGAGCAAAGCUUAGGCUAGUCUCCCACUGGGGAGUGUGCCCCUUACUGGGACAGUCAUGGGGGCAGCCUGUUACUGUGUUCAUGGUGUGAGAAUGUAGCCAAAGCCCUGCUGCUGCUGCGCAUGCCACAGCGGGAGCGGGCUGCGUGGGGACAAUCGGUCACGGAGUGUUCUCAGCUUACCUCCAGACAGGAGACUCACCCGGGGCUGCCCCGGGAUGUGGGUGAUUCUGUCCCUGCAGAGGUCAUCUUUGGCCUCCCCACAGUGGGUGCUCCCGGGCCCGCAGGGGUCGGGGCAGAGGUGCAUGUCCAUUUGAGCCAAGAUGGGAUGGAGGAGCAGGUUGCGGUUUGAGCCAGGACCUGGGGCGGGGGUGGGGCCGGGCCUUUCUGCCUCAUUUGCUUUCAGUGAAAGCCGCAAAGCAGCCGAUACCAGGCUCUCCCCCUCCUGGAGUUUGUAUAUCCAGAAGCUUUUGUACUUCUUGUUCAUUAAAUUGUUUAUUUUUGUAAAAAAAAAAAAUUGAUCAAUUAAUAAAAUGACGUUUCACAGCA